Linum trigynum is the source of this 3102-nucleotide messenger RNA. The record is from the annotation of a GenBank genome assembly. Lineage: Eukaryota; Viridiplantae; Streptophyta; Magnoliopsida; Malpighiales; Linaceae.
AGAAUGAAAUUCGGGGUACCGCAUACCUUAAGUAAGAAAAUGUUAUUCAGAACUUGAAUUAACUGAUCCUUCGGACAUGAUACUAUACUUUACUAACGAUCAGUUUUGCUAUCAAAAUAUUUUAGCGACGGAAAGAUGUUAGCUGUAAACCAUACUCUUUUAGGCACCCAUUUCUUUGCAAAAAAAAAAAAGUUUUAUUUUCUUGUCGUGUUUUGACGACGACGAUCAGUACUCCGGCGUUGGUAACGAUGGCCUCUCGAGCAAUGCUGGCGAACACUAUAUAGGCAGGACACCUCCGGUCGGUCAUUAAUUAGUUGAAUUAUGACGUUAACAACACAACCCAAUCUUUUCACUUUCCAGACUGUCUCUUUCAAUUCCACCCAUGACCCAUUAGAUUAUGAUUCUUGCGAGCAAAGUUAAAAAUGUCGAUUCCUACCAUGUUUGACGACUGUCACAGCACCAUAUCUCGUUCGAGAAUCUGAAUACGAGCUAAUUGGCUGCCGGCCGAAUCCCUCUCCCUCUCUAUAUACACUCUUAAUUUCUUGUGUCCGCCGCCGGCGACUUCCGUGCCGAUUGGUUUCCCUUAAGCAUCUUUCGCGAGAUAGUUUAAUUUGGAUCGGCUAUGUAUCCAUCUAUCCAUAUAUAGACACCAAGACGCAGACCACCUAAGAGAACCGCAAAGGAGAAACAAAAAAAACAAAAAUAAUUUACUAGACAAUAUAUAUGGCUGCUGCAGGAGGAGUUGCGAGCUUGAUGAUCGUCGUAACUAAAGCUAUAAUCAUUGUCUUACUAAUCUCGUCGUGGGACGUCAUCGUCGUGAGAGCCUACGACGGCACGGUCCGAGAGUUCCGGUGCAACCCGACGCACUACGACGACGAUCCCAUGAAUCAGGAGAUCACGAUGAUCACGAACAGUUUGAUAAGGGAAACGCAACCGGGGCCUCCGCCGGCGUCGCUUUGCGUAGCUCCGGAUCGCGGCGACGACCAGCCGGACGUUUGGGGGUGGGCGGCGUGCGCCGAGCGGCUGACCAAGGACGAUUGCGGGCGGUGUCUGGAGGGUGCUCGGAAUUCGUUGAUGCAAUAUUACUGCCCCGGCAGGGCAGGGGCGCAUGUGUAUAGGCGAGACUGUUCCCUUCAGUACGAGACCUACGAUAUCUGCAACCAAUGAUUCAUUAACCUUUUAAUAACUCGAAUUAUUGAAAUUAAUUGGUUCUUGAUGCGGUGUCAGAGUUUUUUGAAACCUUAAGACUCAGACGAUCUCAUUUUCUGAAUUGUGCAAACGUCAAGUCCAUAUACGAGUGAUUUUUCGUUUGAGUGGACGCGUUAGUAUGUGGCCAUAAAAUUCAGUAUUUUGAAUCUCUUUCAAUAACGAGUUAUUGAGAUGAUGAGGUCAGAAAUGCACUGCAAUAUUGCCAAACUCUUACCGAUGGUCGGGGACUUUAAAUUUGGAAAAGGUUUGGUGGCAUCUAAAGAACCACAACACCUUAUACAUACAAUUAUUUAUUUUGUAUUCAUUCACGUCAUUUGGCGAUAAGUUACGUAAUUAAGUACUUAUUCAAGUAAGAGUUUUGAUCAUUCACGUUAAUAGAAACUCAAAAAAAUAAAUUUCCUUCAUUUGUCCCCUUUGAGAUUUUGUAUUGGCCGUAUUUUAUUGAAUUAAAUUUGGAUUUUCAAUUUUUCUGUAAAAGAAGUUGCAUUUAUCAUAAUCUACACAAUCAUAUAAUUUUAAUAUAUUUCAAAAUUUUAAAUUUAAUUUUACAAUAACGUGAAUAAAUAAUAAUGUGUGUGAAUAAACAUCAAAUUGCAUGAAUAAUAUUAUUGUUUGUGUAAAUAGCCACCAUUCUUACGUUAAUAAAACCAAUACAACACAAAUAAGCACAAAUUUACGUGAAUGGACGAAAAUAUAUGUGAAUUAGCAUAUGUGGCUCUUUAUGUGCGACUAGAGGUGGCAAUUAGGAUCCAAAUCCAUGAAUCCAAUCCAAUCCAUCUACCAAACAAUCCACUUAAAUCCAAUCCAUUUGAUCCAAAUUCAAUUGGAUUGAUGGAUUCAUGGAUCAAUUCAUGGAUCCAAAUGGCAAAUUACAAUUUGGUACCUAUAUUUUUUAUAUUUUACAUUUUGGUACCUAAAUUUUAUAUUUUUAUACGAAAAAAAUCAUAAGAAAAUUACAUUUUGGUACCUAAAAUUUUUCAUUAUGACAAUUUAAUAUCUAAACUUUUCAACAUUUACAUUUUGGUCCAAGCCUUGGAUGUCAUUUGGAUUCAUGGAUCAAUCCACCAAUCCAUUUGAUUCAAUCCAUGAAUCCACCAAUCCAUUGGAUACAAUCCAUUUGAUCCAUGGAUCCACCAAUCCAAUCUACGAAUCCACGAAUUCGAUCCAAUUGCCACCUCGCGACCAAACCUUUUCCAAUUUCGUGUUCACGCCCUUUUGAUUGAGUACGUGGAGACGGAGUCAUAGACUCGUACAGUCACUUUGCCACGUAGACAAUAAUAAUAUGAUCUGAGUAGAAAUGAAUGGCAAGGAUUCACAGUUGUUGUUUGUUUGACGGAGUCAACAGACAAACUCAUAAUUGUCACUGUAAAUUUACUAGGGGGUCGUUUGGAUGGAUCAAUUGUAAAACGAGACAAUUUGACCAAUUGUUUCAUUUUACAAAACGAGUCAUUUAAAACGAGUCAAUUCAGAUUACCUGCCCCCACCCCAGACAAUUGUAAUUGGCUCAAAAUGAGUCAAUUCAGAAUUUCCCAGCUCAAAUUGCUUCAUCCAAAUUUUCUGCUGCCAAACGGAUCAAUCUAGCACAAUUGACUCAAAACGAGACAAUUAUGUCAGAUUGAUCCAUUAGAAUUCCUCAUUCAAACGACCCCUAGGUCUUUGACCUCACGCGCGUCACUAUAUACGUCUACUUGAAUUUUCUUGAGUGAUAUUUUAAACAAGAAAAAGGAUUGGUUACAACACAUUAUAAUUCAUGCAUUUUUGCAUCUUGUAUUAUUCACGCAAUGUGUCUGUAUGGAUAUUCAAGUAAGUAAUAAUGGUUAUUUACGCAAUGUUUUAUUCAUGCAUAUGAUUAUUUAUUUACAUAUUGAAGUAAAAUAAAAUUUUAAAUCUUAA